UCUUGUGGUAUACAGGCAAAUAGCUAGAUAUUUCAUUGCGUUUCCAAAAUCUUUUCUUUCUGCUUUUAAUUAAAUAUUAAAGUACUUAAACUUUACAUUGCUAAUCAUACUUGAAUAGGCAAACAGAUUAGAUAUAUUAAAGUUGUAAAAUAAUUUCUUUGAGAACAUUAUACAUUGUUAAUCAUAUUUAAAUAAUAGUUACAUUAGAAAGUAUAAUGAAACAAUUUUUUGUAGAGAAAUAUAUUCAAAAAUUUUAAUUUAUUUAUUAUUGUUCUUGAUGUAGUCUUAUUCCUCUAUUUUUCACGCUUUUUUCGAGAUUAGUUCUUUAUUACAACUACUUUUUUUAUUUCUAGUGAACUAGUUCUAUAAAGGUAACUACUUAAAAAAACUCUGAAUGUUCUAUCUAUGGAUAGUGUGAAAACGACUUCGUUUUGAUUUCUAAUUAAAUAAGAUGUAAUAUAUAUUUUAUAUGCUAAUAUAUAAUUUUAUUUAUUAAUUGUAUUAUAAUUACAAAGAAAAAAUAUAAAUAUAAGUCUAGAGAAUGUGUGUUCGAAAAAUCUAUUAAUAUUAAUAUUUUAAUCCGUACUAAUCUAUACUAUCCCCAUUGUUAGGUUAUGUAUACAAAUUUUAUCAGAUCGUAUCGAAUGUUCUCGGAACAUUUACUUAAAGUUAUAAAUACAUUAUUUUUGUUUAAAAGAUUAUAUCUACAUACGAUAAAAUGAUCAGAUUGACUUUACGGGUUCCUGUAGAUUAUUUAAAGAAAUUAAAAAUUCAUUAUAAAGAUAAUAUUGGAAUCAAUAGUAUUAGACAAUACUCAGAUUUUGUAAAAGUAGUUGAAGUAGGACCAAGAGACGGAUUACAAAAUGAACCCAAAUUUUUACCUACUAACACCAAAAUUCAAUUAAUAAAUAAACUAUCUGAAACAGGUUUACAAAGUAUUGAAACCACAAGUUUUGUAUCGCCUAAGUGGGUUCCGCAAAUGGCAGAUAAUAUUAUUCUUUUCACACAAAUAAAAAGAAAGGCAGGUAUAUCAUAUCCAGUGCUAGUACCAAAUUUGAAAGGGCUAGACAAUGCAUUAAAAGCAGGUGUUAAGGAAAUUGCAAUUUUUGGAGCUGCGUCAGAGACAUUUUCAAAAAAAAAUAUAAAUUGUUCUAUAAAUGAAAGUAUACAAAAUUUUACAGCUGUUAUCAAACAAGCAGAUGAACAGAAUAUAAAGGUGAGAGGUUAUAUUUCUUGUGUUGUUGGCUGUCCUUAUGAAGGGGAGAUUAAGCCAAAAGUUGUAGUUGACUUGGCUUCGUUAAUGUUGAAUCUUGGAUGUUAUGAAAUAUCUCUAGGGGAUACAAUUGGUGUAGGAUCACCUAGAAAGAUUAAGAAACUUCUGAAAGAAUUACAGCAGGUGUCAUCAUGCGAUAUGUCUAAAUUCGCUUUACAUUGUCAUGAUACUUAUGGUCAAGCAUUAGCAAAUAUAUAUGCGGGUCUUGAACAUGGCAUUAGAAUAUUUGAUUCUUCUGUUGCUGGACUUGGAGGAUGUCCAUAUGCAGCUGGUGCCUCAGGAAAUGUUGCAACUGAGGAUUUAUUGUAUCUUCUACAUGGACAAGGCUUAGAAACUGGAGUAAAUUUCAAUAAAAUAGUAGAAAUAGGUAAUUAUAUUAGUAAGGAACUAAACAGGAAGAAUCAAUCUAAGGCUGGACUUGCUAUUCUUGCCCAAAAAAAUCAUCAAUCUUUAUAGAUAUUUAUGUAUAAAUAUUAUGUUUAUACUAAUUUUAUGAGAAUCUGAUUAUAUGUAUAUUUGUAAAAAUAUUGUUAUAUUUUUUAUAAAAUUACAUUUUUAUAAAUAUUACAUCAUUAUUAAUAAAAUAUAUUUUUAUUUUUAUAAUAUAUUAUAACAUUUUUUAUUAUACUAUAGUCAACUUCAUUUAUAUUGUGCAAAAAUUGAAUUAUCUACAAGUGAUCUCAUAUUGAUAAAAGUAAAUAUAUAUAAAUAAUAAUAAUAUAUUAUUAGUGAAGAUAAA
Molecule: messenger RNA, 2012 nt
Organism: Vespula vulgaris
Lineage: Eukaryota; Metazoa; Arthropoda; Insecta; Hymenoptera; Vespidae
Gene: Hmgcl
Product: hydroxymethylglutaryl-CoA lyase, mitochondrial
Exons: 2
Coding region: 719-1729 (336 amino acids)
Biological process (GO): L-leucine catabolic process; ketone body biosynthetic process
Molecular function (GO): hydroxymethylglutaryl-CoA lyase activity
Source: RefSeq, a predicted model, not a curated record